This is a messenger RNA of Silurus meridionalis, 1920 nucleotides long. RefSeq names its product layilin a (gene layna). The record is from RefSeq and is a predicted model, not a curated record. Bases 164 to 1249 code for a protein of 361 amino acids. The transcript has 6 exons. Lineage: Eukaryota; Metazoa; Chordata; Actinopteri; Siluriformes; Siluridae. Gene Ontology annotation, molecular function: hyaluronic acid binding.
UCUCUCUCUCUCUCCCUUUCUCUCUCUCUCUUUUUCUCUUUCUGUCACACACACACGGAUCCUCGUUCGGUCUGUGGAUUGUCUAUUUGUGGAAAUGUCUCUAAUGUUUAACGUUUAAAAGACACAUUUCUUCUUUCAUGGAAGCCUGAGAAGUAACACUGCAAUGGAUGCGAGGAGACUUUUGGCGUUUUCAGCCCUGAUGCUCAGUGUGCCGACUUCAGCAAACCAAGUGCUUGGUGGCCAACACAUAUGCAAGCCGGGCACCAACAAACCCUGCUACAAAAUCGGCUACUUCGAGGACAGCUGGCGUAAGCUAAACUUUGAGGAGGCCCAACGGGCAUGCAGGAGCGACGGAGGAGAUCUGCUCAGCAUCGAGUCUCAGGCUGAACAGAGUCUCGUCGAGGGCUUUAUUCAGGACCUGAAAGCUUCCGAUGGUGACUUUUGGAUCGGUCUACGCAGGCAGCCUAAGUAUGAAGAGAGCAGCAUGGACUGCGAGUCUCAGUAUUACUGGCUGGAUGGCAGUCGAUCGAAUUUCAGAAACUGGCACACGGAUGAGCCCUCUUGUGGUUACGAGGUGUGUGUGGUAAUGUACCACCAACCAUCAGCUUCUUCGGAUGAGGGAAACCGCUACAUGUUCCAGUGGAACGACGACAACUGUGAGACGAAGAACAAUUUCAUCUGCAAGUAUACCAAAGAUAUCUUUACAACAACCACGACAACUGAAGUAUCCAGGAACCCAUCAGUGACCAUUCACGAUGAUGGGAAGGGUGUCGAAGUGACUGAACAUACAGAUAAUGUAAUGAACAUUGCUUACAUUGUUCUUCCUACGAUCCCUCUACUGCUGCUCCUGAUCGUAGCAAUUGGAGUUUUUUGCUUCAAGCUGUUCACAAAAAGAAGAAGAAAGCAAACAGAGAUUCCUGCAGAUAAGCAUGGAACCUGGCCCCCAGGAGAGCGAUGCAGCAGCCCGAGUCCAGAUGUGUACAACGUGAUCAGAAGGCAGCACGAGACCGACCUGAGUGAAGCCCGGCCUCACAUCAAAAACUCCUCGUUUCUGGGCUCGUCCCCCGACACACCAACUGAUGAGUAUGACAAUCUUGGAGGCCAGGACACGGAGAGCGGCUUCGUCACACUGGCCAGCACCGAGAGUGGCUUCGUCACCAAUGACAUCUACGACUCCUACCAGAACCGUUCCAGCACGAGGUACCAAAGAGAGCACAGCUGGCUGGAUAACGAGCUCUACGGCUACUGAACAAGACUUUGUGUGUGCAGAAUAUUCAUGACAAAAGAGACUUCGGAUCUUAGAUGCAUUAAAGGACUCCGUGUUUAUGGGAACCUCGAUGAAAAACAGCAGUCAGAUUGUCAUCUUGUAAUUAGAAUCUCUGGUUUAGUCUCCUAUGGUAGGCAACAACAACAACAACAACAAAACAAAGUCUUAAAUCAUGUAAGGUGAAUCUUUCUGGAAAUCCAAAUACAUUUGAAAAGACUUUUCAGAAGAUCAGGACGCUUGUAUUCGCAUGGAAUGGUUGUAAAAACAUGAAAAAUGCCAAUGACUUGACUUCACAAAAGAUUUGCUCGAGAAAUCCUGACUUGAUUUGACUGCUUGAUAAAAGUGGGAUUUCACAGCCUUUUGACUGCUAUGCGCUAUAAAAAAAUCCUCUCCUUUUUGUUUUUUUGUAUGUCAAAUUAAGGUCUUCAAAAUUUUCCAUGUUUCCCGGAUAAAUUAGUGGGAACAGUUCAAUUAAAUCGAUGUAACGGGACUGAUAUUUUGUGUAUAAAAUUGUUCUGUAUGUGCUUGUGCCUCAUCUUGUUGGUUUGCAUGGCCCAGUUACACUGCUUUCCCUCUUGUUGUAUAUCAGUAGCAUCAGCCUUAAGCAUUCAAAUGUGAUCCUAUGGUGCUGACCUGUAGGCCUGAACCCAGAA